Molecule: messenger RNA, 501 nt
Organism: Rotaria sordida
Lineage: Eukaryota; Metazoa; Rotifera; Eurotatoria; Philodinida; Philodinidae
Source: the annotation of a GenBank genome assembly
AUGAACGAUAAUCAUACUUCCAUUGAAAAUAAUAGUGAAUUAAUGAAUGAUAUAUCAAAAGAAGAUCCUAUUAUGGCUGAACGUCGUCGUUUACGUGAAAAUGAAAUAACAAAAAAACUUGGUGAAUAUUUACUUAAACGUUAUUGUAUGUUAAAUGAUGCUUGUCAAGUUUGUAAGUGUAUUCUUCUUCGUACACCUGAUCGUCAAUUAUAUUGUGUUGGUUGUCAGGAAAUCGAUAUUGAAAAUAAAAAACCUUGUGAUGAAGAAACUGUAACAAUAAAUAAGAAAAAAGAUAAUAUAAAACAUUCAAAAAAUAAAGAAAAAUCGAAUGAAAAUAUUAGUAAUUGUAAUCGACUUGAAAAUAAACUUAAAUGGGCUGUUGAUGAAUUAACAAAAACACAAAAUCCAAAACGUAUUAAUGAAAUGUGUAAAAUUAUUACUCAAUUGGCACAAACAAUCAAAAUACUUAAAAAACAAGAAAUGACAUCUGUAGAGAAUUAA